UGGAAGCUGAUUCUGGCAGCAUAUAGGUCCGUGAGCAUGCAGGGCCGAGGUGGCUGCCAUAUUCUGUGGUGGAUGCUGAUAAGCUGGCCGGACCAAAUAGAGACUGGCAUCUUGGACUUGUGGAGGAAAGAAACGAUUAAUCAAAAGAGGACUGAAAAGAGACUGGGACUAAAAGCACGCCAUUUGGGUCUCCACCCCCGCAAUCCCGGCUGUGCUUUCACCAAUCACCACAAUGCCCCUCUCCAUGUCACGGUCGCCUUCCACACUUAGGUACUCCAUGCCAUCACUCGCCCUCCUUCAUUCCUCAUAUAUCCCAAGGUUCAUCUGUCAUGGCAUCAUCUCUGAGAGCAGCCCGCAGAAUGAAGACAUGUCAGCAGUGUCGAACUAGAAAGGUCCGAUGCGACGGUCGACGAGGUACUUGUGGAAACUGUGAUCGCCUACAAUUUACCUGCUCUUUUCAAGGGGUCAAUACUUCAUUGGGAAGACCUGGGCGACUACGCGCGCGACGAGCUUGCACUCGGUGUCACUCGUUGAAGGUCCGAUGUAGUGGACAUGCUCCAGCAUGUGUCCGAUGUCAGAAGCGCGGAAGGGAGUGCAUCUACUCAUCACCGGCUGCUGGUAAUGUGGCCCCUAAGAACGACCUUGUCCAGAAUGCCGUUGUCCAGGAGCCAAGCUGUCCAGAUGGGGUCGUUGACGAGCAGGGUUCGGAGCCAAUCGGAGAGCUUGGACCCUUCAAGUUUCCUGAUCGGCAGAGAUUGGAACUCGCUUUGAACGUCUUUUUCACCCACAUUCAUCCCCUGCCUGGAUAUGCGUUUCUUCAUCGGGCUUCGUUGCAUGACCGGUUAGAUCGAGAGGAUGUUGAUAUGUGCCUGCUACUCUCAAUCACCGCUAUAUCAAUACUCUUAACAGACACAGAUCCGUUGAACAGGAGAUACGCGAUACAAUGUAUUACAAAGGCCGAGGAAGAUGUUACGACCAACUUGGGCCAACCGUCAAUCAUGAGGACACAGGCCCUCCUGUUGGUGAUUCGCUGUAAGAUGUGCAUCGGGGAUUACACGUUAGCGUUUGCUCAGGUUGCCAUGUUAUCUCGCAUGGCUUUCUCCCUUCGCCUCAACUAUCAGAGUUCAGGUGCUUCUUUUUUGGCCAUUGAAACUAGAAGACGGCUAAUGUGGGCUAUCUACAUGCUUGAUACACAUUGGGCGGCCGGGCUGUUGGAAUUCACAACCUGUCCCGCGGAUGCUAUUCAUGUUCCUUUACCGUGUAGGGAGGAGAAUUUUGAGCUGGACAUUCGUCCGUCGCGGGAGGUGCAACUUCAUUCAAUAUCAGAGAUCCCGGGAUUGUUAGCUGGAGACAUUUGCGUCGCAUACUUACGUGAUCAAAUCUUGAGAUCCACCAAGAAGUAUGCGGCAGAUGCAAACACACCCAGUGGAAUCAUGCACGGUAUACAUGAAAUUGAGAACCAACUUCAAGCAUUAUAUCGCCGUCUUCCCCUGUCGGACUUAUACUCGAGACGAAAUCUCCGGCUCCGAGCACAUUCCCCGUGGCUGUGUCGCUACGCCUUUCUUCAUCUUCUAUGGCACCAGUGUCAUUGUGACCUCUAUAGGUGUCUUACCCCUGCCCUAGUGGAGUCAAUCCCAGAUACAACGCUUGAGCAAUUAAGUCCCACGUUUCUGCUCCAGUGUCAAGAUCGUUGCGCAUUCCACGCUGAAAAGGUGGCAGAUAUCAUCACCUCCCUUCUCCAGCUUGGUGCAAAGCUGCCUGUCUUACCUAUGGAAAUUGCUGUCUGGGCGUACCAGAGUAUUCGGCUACUGAUCCACACAGCCCGUGAACUCACCCGGGAGCGACUUGUCGCAUAUGCCAACUCAUGCUCAGAGAUGAUCAGGAUUAUCUCAGACACGUCGCCUGCUGUGCAGCAAAUAGGAGCCGAUCUGAACUCCUUAAUCAAAGAAUCUGGGGAACAAAAGGCAGCACCAAAGGAUUAUGAAUCAGGCGGAGUCAUGAAAUCUAUGGCUACACCAAGACAUAUUCUAUCCAUCCAUAAUCUCAUCAGCCGCUCUGUAGUUGUCGAUGACACUGAAGAGCUUCCUUUGCCAGAUGGACAUUCUGCUGCGGGCCUUGAGCAUCACAAUGAGUCGUCUGGUCUUGAUGGUCAAUUACCCACGCUUUCCAGAUUUGAUGUCAGCCCUUUCGAAGGUGUGUGGUUGCUCGACGGAAACGUAGUCGAUGGAUGGGAAGGACAGGCUGGAUUUGACCUCAUUCGGCAGAUGCAGUGGGAUGGGAUGGGAUACUAGGCAUAGCUGUACUUCAUGUAA
Molecule: messenger RNA, 2312 nt
Organism: Aspergillus sclerotioniger CBS 115572
Lineage: Eukaryota; Fungi; Ascomycota; Eurotiomycetes; Eurotiales; Aspergillaceae
Product: Zn(II)2Cys6 transcription factor
Exons: 5
Coding region: 330-2291 (653 amino acids)
Biological process (GO): regulation of DNA-templated transcription; DNA-templated transcription
Cellular component (GO): nucleus
Molecular function (GO): DNA-binding transcription factor activity, RNA polymerase II-specific; DNA binding; zinc ion binding
Source: RefSeq, a predicted model, not a curated record